Messenger RNA from Tigriopus californicus, 993 nucleotides. RefSeq lists its product as uncharacterized. The transcript has 3 exons. Lineage: Eukaryota; Metazoa; Arthropoda; Copepoda; Harpacticoida; Harpacticidae. The coding region runs from base 1 to 993 and encodes 330 amino acids. Gene Ontology annotation, molecular function: nucleic acid binding. The record is from RefSeq and is a predicted model, not a curated record.
AUGGCGGAUUUGCCUAAGGAGAGGUUGAUUCCGUCGCCGCUCUUCUACUAUACUUCUGUGGAUUAUUUUGGACCAUUCGAAAUCCGGGUAAGCCGAAACAAGACGGAAAGAGGUAUGGCUGUCUCUUUGUCUGCAUGGUCGCAAGAUAACGGGACGAACUUCCGUGGAGCCGAGGCCGAGUUGAGACAAGCUUUGAGUGCCAGAGAUCGUGACCCCCUCUUACAGGAAGAAAUGUUGAAAGAAAGCAUCACGUGGCAAUUCCAGCCGCCAUCGGCGCCUCAUUUUGGUGGCAUACAUGAGGCCCUGGUGAAGAGUUCGAAGAGAGCCUUGUACAAAGCAAUGACCCAAGCACAACAGAGACGGAGCUUGCGGGAAUUCGAAUUGAGGACCUUGUUAUCAGAAGUCACGGGAUUGCUAAAUUCACGUCCUCUCACCUACGUCGGCGGGGAUCCAGAAGAUCUCCAAGCAUUGACUCCUAAUCAUUUUCUGAUUCAAAGAGCUAGCAAGAAUCUAGCUCCUAUUCCAGUGAACACGAAAGUCGUUAAUCCACGGGAUAGUUAUCGAUUUGUUCAAUCCUUUGUGGAAGAUGUGUGGAGAAUGUGGCAAUCCGAAUACCUUCUGACCCUGCUUGCUCGUUCCAAGUGGCGAUCUCAAGAGAGGAACCUUUGCGUGGGAGAUGUCGUCUUGGUUGUGGACAAUAAUCUGCCACGGGGGAAGUGGCGUUGGGGUUACAUCUCGGAGGUGUACCCGGGAAUGGACGGCUUGGUUAGGAAAGCCAAAGUGAGCACCCCCAAGGGCGAGUUUCUUCGCCCUGUAGUUAAGCUCGUCCUUCUGGAGAGAGCCAAGGAGCCGAUCGAUGGUGGUGACCCGCCGGUGGCGAGUGCCCCGGGGGGAGGAGAUGUUCCGGUGAAAUGUGAAUGUCGGUGGCUCCCUGAGAAAAAGGAAACGGAAGGGAAAGAAAAAGACGGACAAGAGACGAAUGAGAAGAAGUGA